CACAGCACAGACUUGAGACCUUGACUAUUUGUUUGUCAUAAUGUAUGCAGUUAGACACUUCAAAAACUUAGGCUCCUCUGAGUGUUAAUCUCCACACACAUCAUUAGACCAGACUCUUGGAAGCAUUAACAAUAUAAAGUGCAUCAAGAUUGUUAAUGGAACCAGACCAUAGUCUUUCAGAGUUGGAGUCUAAAAGGUAAGACGUGCUGACGAUAUGCGACAUGCAUGGCAAAGUAAUCAUUGGGAUAGCUUGUGGAAUAUCCUCUGAGGUACUAUAAGUUUGUAUCCUUUGCUCGAUAUUACUACAUCAGUAUUGACACUAAAGUGCUAUUUAUUCCGUUCCAUUUAUUGCAUUUUCAUUUUUGUUGCAAUGAACGUGUGAUUAUGAAACACACCAAUAUUACAACUAUAAAAGACUUUAUUAUCACUGGAUUCCCUGGACUUCCACCUGAAUAUUACGGACCAGUGUCUGUUCUUCUUCUUCUCAUUUUCCUAACUAUCAUGGUUGGAAAUGCUUUCAUUUUAGCUGUUAUUAUGUAUGAGAGGACUCUUCACAAACCAACAUACUUGAUCUUUUUUCACCUUGCAAUGACAGACAUGGCAUUUGGCAUUGUGACUCUUCCAAAAAUCAUUGCCAUAUAUUGGUGGAAUGACACGAUAUCUUCAUUUGGAGCCUGCUUUACACAAAUGUAUUUUGUCCAUUCUUUGGGAGCUAUUCAUUCUUUAAUUUUGCUGAUAAUGGCUUUGGAUCGCUUUGUUGCCAUAUGGUUUCCUUUUCAAUAUCCUGCCGUGAUUACAAAUAAAGCAGUUUCUAUCGCUUGUAGCCUGUGCUGGGUUGUAACAUUCAUACGUAUGUUAGGGAUUGUGCUUCAUGCCUUAACUUUGCCCUUCUGCAACCUAAAUAUCAUCACACAGUGCUACUGUGAUCAUAUAUCAAUAACCCAGCUGGGGUGUGGUGAAAAUGUUGCAUAUGUUAAAAAUGUCUCACUUGUCAAUGCCUUGGUCAAUCUCUUGGUUCCUUUAACAUUCAUAAUUUUUUCUUACUUUUCAAUUAUCAUAGCUGUUCUGAAAAUGUCUCAUACUGAGAGGCGCCACAAAGUCCUGUCCACCUGUGCUCCUCAGAUCUUUAUUACCUGCCUUUAUUAUGUACCGAGAUGUUUUGUUUAUCUUGCUGACAAUUUGGGAUUCAGUUUGAGUACUGACGCCCGUAUUGUUGUUACCAUGAUGUACAGCCUCAUACCAGCUGUAGUUAAUCCAACGAUAUACUGUUUCAAGACGAAGGACAUUAAAGAAGCUUUGAUGCAGAGAUUUAAAAAUAGAAAAUUAAGCAUUGCAAUUUAAACUGAUCAUAAACAAACUAUUAAGUAAUAUUUUUCAGAUGAGCUAUGGGAAAUCAUACAUUGUCAUAAAGGUGCCAUGUAAGACGGUUGAUAGAAAUUUUGAAUUUACUUUAUUUACCGGUAUUACUUAUCACCACACUAGUAGUUUCCACAAGUUUUUUCUUUUUUAACCAGGAAGUUUGCCUGGGAGCAAUUUUUAACCUGUGUCUUCUGUUUAACCUGGGUGACCAACUACAGACAUAUAUCUUGGGAACGGUUAGUACUGCAAGAAUU
Siniperca chuatsi (mandarin fish) is the source of this 1613-nucleotide messenger RNA. RefSeq names its product olfactory receptor 52B2-like. The record is from RefSeq and is a predicted model, not a curated record. Gene Ontology annotation, molecular function: olfactory receptor activity; G protein-coupled receptor activity. Gene Ontology annotation, cellular component: membrane. The coding region runs from base 385 to 1341 and encodes 318 amino acids. The transcript has a single exon. Gene Ontology annotation, biological process: G protein-coupled receptor signaling pathway. Lineage: Eukaryota; Metazoa; Chordata; Actinopteri; Centrarchiformes; Sinipercidae.